AUGAAGAAGAAAAAGAGGAACUGGGCAGAGUUGAACACGGAUUAUUUGAUUAAGGUGUUUGAGAUGCUGGGAUCAGAAUCUGCGGGAUUAGAAUCUUUGACAUUGGUCAUUCCCUUCGUUUGCAAGUCUUGGUACAAAGCCUCCCUUAAUCCUCAGUGUUGGAAAAUACUUCGGUUCCCUCAUGCACUCUACGCGGAAUCAUGGGUGUGGUGGUCCCGUGGUUUUGUGUAUAGAUUCAUGGAAGAGUACCGAAUCCAAAAUUUUUCUUUCGCAGGCUUUGUUAAACUUGUUGUUAGACGAAGUCGUAACUCUGCUGUCACCAUUAUUCUUCCUCCUGAGUGCACCUUAGAGGUUUUGGAGCUUAUAUCAAACGAGUGUCCUUCAUUGAAAUACUUAGGGUUGCAUGAGGAUCUCUUUCCAGAACAUGGUAAACUUAUCGAAGGACUAAUAAGUAAAUGCAAGGAUUUGGAGGGGUUAUUCUUGGGAUCCACUCGUUCUUUCAAGAAAAUCCUUAUUCGAAUCAGUCUCAACUGCAAAAAUUUCAAUGAUUUAUCUGUAAGAGGUGAUAUUGGCUAUAAAGAAGCAUCAGCCAUUGUAAGAUUGCUUCCGAAGAUCAAAUAUUUGAGGCUGAGGUGGACUACACUACCCCGUAUGAGUCUGAAGAGGAUAUUGAAAGGCUGUAAAGAACUGGUGCUACUUGAUGCAAGGAAUUCGGGUGGGUUUAAAGCUAAAGAUGAUGAGAUAUUAAAGAUGGCUUCUCACAUCAAGACCUUUAUGAUUCAUGGAAAGCCUUCUUACAGGAAUCCCUGUAUUGAUGAAAGUGAAGAAAGUGAAGAAAGUGAAGAAAGUGAAGAAAGUGAAAGUGACUGA
This is a messenger RNA of Telopea speciosissima, 870 nucleotides long. Its product is annotated as F-box/LRR-repeat protein At3g48880-like. The record is from RefSeq and is a predicted model, not a curated record. Lineage: Eukaryota; Viridiplantae; Streptophyta; Magnoliopsida; Proteales; Proteaceae. The transcript has 2 exons. Bases 1 to 870 code for a protein of 289 amino acids.